GCCAGUUGCAGUCGGAAGAGAACUUGCGGGUUGCUGGCCGGAGCGGAAGGUCCAGACCCCGCGGGAUGCGGGGAGCGCCGCGUCCUGGGGACCUGGAUGCGAGGGGACCCCGUCUGCCCCGGCGACCUGCCCCUCCGCGGCCUCACGCGCUGAACGCGGGGACUUGCAUUUCUGAAAGUUUGCCCCCGGGAGCGUUUCCCCGCGUUCACUCUCCGCAUCCCGGUGAACGCACCCCCAGUCCUGCGCCCCGCGCUGCUCCCCGCCGCCCGCGGUCGCAUGGUCGCGGCUCCUGGCGGCACCAGAUCGGGCCGGGAUCGGGCUCCCGAGGAGAGGGGGCAGCGGAGCAGAUCUGCGAAACCUCCUUCACCCUCACCCCGGCGGGUGGGGGAAGCUCAGCAGCUGGGAGCACACCCCGGAAUUCCCCCCUCGCUCUAGAAAAUUUGCGUGUAUACUUGUGUGAAAAAAUUAUAGCUGAGAGACAUUUUGAUCAUCUGCGUGCAAAAAAAAUACUCAGUAAAGAAGACACUGAAGAAAUUUCUUGCCGAACAUCUAGUCGAAAAAGGGCUGGAAAGUUGUUAGACUACUUACAAGAAAACCCCAAAGGACUAGAUACUCUAGUUGAAUCUAUUCGAAGAGAGAAAACACAGAAUUUCCUAAUACAGAAGAUUACAGAUGAAGUGCUAAAACUUAGAAAUAUAAAACUAGAACAUCUUAAAGGACUGAAAUGUAGCAGCUGUGAGCCUUUUCCAGAUGGAGCCACAAGCAAACUUACUAGAUCAAAUUCAGAUGAGAGUACUUGCUCUGAUAAACUGAGACCAUCCACUGUUAUGUACCACCCAGAAGGAGAAUCCAGCACAGCUCCCUUUUUUUCUACUCAUUCAUCUCUGAAUUUGCCCAUAUCUGAAGUAGGCAGAACUGAAAAUGCUUCCUUUUCUUCAACUACGCUUCCGAGACCUGGGGACCCUGGGGCACCUCCUUUGCCACCAGAACUACAGUUAGAAGAAGAAGGAACUUGUGGAAGUUCUAGUGACAUGUUUCUUCCCUUAAGAUCACGCGCUAUUUCUCGGCAAUGAUGGCUUCCUGCUCUCUUUCUGUUGUUUUUCGUUUCUUGUGCCUCACUUGACUGCUCAGGUCCUACUCCGAAUGUGUUGCUUGGGGAAUCCUGAGGUGGCAAGAACUGAACCUGGGCCUCCCACGUGCAGAGCAUACACGCUAGUGCUCUCUCUCCCAACCAGUGCCUUUUCACUUAAAAAUAAUGACAAAAUGUAUGAAAAGAUAUGAAUCUUUUUUAUAAAAUUGCUAUAAUUACUUAUUAACAUUUGAUACAUGCCUUAAAAUGCAAUGUAAGCAUACUCUGUAAAUAGAAUUUUUUGGAAUAAAAUAAGCAUAAUUUUUA
This is a messenger RNA of Sorex araneus (European shrew), 1396 nucleotides long. It is a transcript of the gene BCL10, whose product is annotated as BCL10 immune signaling adaptor. Gene Ontology annotation, biological process: adaptive immune response; canonical NF-kappaB signal transduction; positive regulation of extrinsic apoptotic signaling pathway. Bases 66 to 1073 code for a protein of 335 amino acids. The transcript is spliced from 3 exons. NCBI's taxonomy places the organism in Eukaryota, Metazoa, Chordata, Mammalia, Eulipotyphla, Soricidae. Gene Ontology annotation, cellular component: cytosol; CBM complex. Gene Ontology annotation, molecular function: NF-kappaB binding; transcription coactivator activity; kinase activator activity. The record is from RefSeq and is a predicted model, not a curated record.